AGCCGCAAUGCAGUGGCACUUUUCAUUUUUAUGCAUCGCUGGAUUUUUCAUUAAAUAUGGACUUACCAGAUUAACACCGGACUUCAUCCACCCGUGUAAAGUGGAUGACAGGGCGUGCUUAAUACAAUCAACAAUAGAUGCAAUCCCAUACUUCACCAAGGGAAUUCCUGAGUUAGGAAUACCGACUUUAGAUCCUUUCUACGUCGAGAUAGUGGCGAUUCCGCUUGCAGGACUUAAUAUUUCCUUCUUUAAAAGCAAUAUUUUUGGAUUCAGAAAGGCUGUCAUAGACAAUGUCGAGUCUAAUUUUGCUAAACGCAAAUUGGUGAUAGAGUUACAUAGCAAUGUUACCUCCAAGGGCGGUUACGAGGCCACGGGGAGAAUACUCACCUUCCCCAUUAAUGGAGAAGGAGACGCCAAAAUAACAAUAACUAACCUCAAACUGAAGGUCAUGAUGAAUUUGGAUACGAUGUCAGAUGACAAGGGUGUCAAUCAUUUAUUUAUCAAGAAUUACAAAAAUAACAUCGACUUUGGCGGUAAAGUGCAUUACAACUUGACUAAUCUCUUUAAAAACAAUCCAGAGUUGAGCCGAGCCAUGCUGCAGUUACUGAACGAAAAUUGGAAACUCGUGGCUGAGGAGUUCGGGAAACCAAUAGUGGCGUACGCCACAGAACUGAUUCUGAGGGCCAUCGAUAAGUUCUUCCUCGCUGUGCCUUAUGAAGAGCUGUUUGAAGGACCUUUACCCUUUUAAAUAAAUGCAAAAC
Messenger RNA from Cydia strobilella, 761 nucleotides. RefSeq names its product circadian clock-controlled protein daywake-like. The transcript has 5 exons. Bases 8 to 748 code for a protein of 246 amino acids. NCBI's taxonomy places the organism in Eukaryota, Metazoa, Arthropoda, Insecta, Lepidoptera, Tortricidae. The record is from RefSeq and is a predicted model, not a curated record.